Molecule: messenger RNA, 2191 nt
Organism: Colletotrichum phormii
Lineage: Eukaryota; Fungi; Ascomycota; Sordariomycetes; Glomerellales; Glomerellaceae
Product: major facilitator superfamily transporter
Exons: 3
Coding region: 278-2071 (597 amino acids)
Biological process (GO): transmembrane transport
Cellular component (GO): plasma membrane
Molecular function (GO): transmembrane transporter activity
Source: RefSeq, a predicted model, not a curated record
UUUUCCAUCUUUCAUCACACAAUGGGGAUUUGUAUCAGCUUAGUUUGCGUGGAUGAUCCGAUCGUCUGAUAUCUAAUCUAAUUAACCAUAUCCUCUUCUAGACCCUCCCUUUAGUUUGCAGCUUCUUCAUUCAUACUUCACUGACUGGUCGCAACUUUCGCCUUUCCCCGCUUCCAUUUCUCUUCUAUCCUCACUGCUGGUUCAGUUUUUAAUUCUACCGGAGCUGGGCUCCUUUUGUGCGACAACAGAUCCCGACUAGAAAAAUCGGUAAUCGGGAAUGAUGGAGAGGGAUAUGGAAAAGGGCGAGUUUGAUCCAGCACGGCCAGAGGAGAGCCAUGCUGCACCGGAGAAGGCACCGAGGAGGAUGUCGUUCGCGAGGCCCCCGCCGCCGCCCCCAAAAGACGAGCCCGCACGACCGAUGACGAGUUCGACGAAGCGGCUGUCCUUUUCGACGACAAUGAGUCAACGCAAGAUCAAGUAUGGGACUGGAAGACACUCGCAAACAGAACUGAGUCCUCAGCCGAAUGAUGACCCAGAUGAUCCGUUGAAUUGGCCCCAAUGGAAGAAGGAACUCAAUUUCAUCGCUCUACUAAUGACCGUAGGCCUGAUCGGAGGGAUGAAGACGGCAUACAUGAGCGUCAAUAGUGUUCUCGCCGUCAGGUUUAAUGUCUCUUAUACAGCAGUGGCAUCCUUGACGGCCGUACCGCUCGUCCUAUCUGCCUUCACAGGUCUCUUUAGUCUGGCAGUGUCAAAGAUAUGGGGAAAGAGGCCGGUUUACUUGGUCUCCAUGGUGUUGAUCUUCAUCGGCGCGAUUUGGAACAUGCGCGCAGGCGACAGCUUUGGGCAGUGCAUGGGAGCGCGCGUCUUCCAGGGCCUCGGUUGGGGUGCCUUUGAUACACUUGUUCUCGGUUCAAUACAAGACACUUACUUUGAACAUGAGCGCAGCGCUCGCAUCACGACUUACCACGUCCUUUCAAUUUCAACGACCUGGGGAGCCCCCUUGUUCGGUGGCCUGGCCUCGUUCGACGCGGGCCGCUUUACCAUCCAAUUCGACAUCAUCAACGCCUUUCAGAUCAUUGCCAUACCGCUGAUCCUCCUUGGUGCUCCUGAAACGACUUACGAUAGAUGGUCUAGUGGGAGCAUCGCCCAAACCCCUGCGUCCGGGGUGUGGUGGAUGUCAAAGGCCCCGAAACCACUCGGAAAGCCAUCUGUCGAGGAAGUCAAGGCUUACCUGCGUACCAUGAAGCCUCUCUCCUUCUCCGGCAUGAUGGAUGUGCGCACGAUUCUCCAAGCCCCGCGAGCUUUCGUCGCGCCCACGACCAUUCUGCUCUUCGUCAUCACCUUCAUUCCGUACUGUGCGCUGUGGAGCUUGACGGAAUCUCUGUCGCUCCUCUUCUUCCCCAUGCCAUGGAUGCUCCGGGAGAACAGCAUCGGCUCUCUUAUGGCGGCACCCUUUAUUUUCGCGAUACUUACCGCUACUGGCCUUUCCGUUUAUCAGAAACGCAAUGUCGGUUACUCCCCCUACCACACCUUUUGCAGCUUGGCUGGCGGAACUGUCCUCGCGGCUACUGGCAUCCUUGCAUUUGGACUCAAGACGCACGCCGUCAUGUCUGAGGUAGCUGACGAGGACCCUGCCAGCGUCUUCAAAUUAGAUGGCGUAGGCGCACAUCUCUCCUUCCCUCUCCUGUCCUUCCUGCUGGGCUUCCUGGCUGCAGGUGUCACGGUCAUUGACACCGCGAUCCGCCCCAUCAUCUGGCGCUCAACGGAGUUCACCUCGUCUAACAUGAACGUGUGCCUGCGGAACGUGGCUGAUAUGGAUGCCGGCGUGACAUGCUGGAGGAACUUGUUCGCCGGCGUCUUUGUCAUGACGAUUCCUAAUGCGAUUGUCAUGUGGGCUGGUCUAAAGUCGACUGUUAUCGGGCUCGGUGUCGCCCAGAUCUUGGUCGCGAUGGCGGUGUGUUGUACGUGGUGGUUGAAUGACGAGCAGGUGAGGAGGAUGGACGGACACGUCAUGGGCCUGGUUGAUUUAAGCAUGUUGAAGAGGACUGGGAGCUUCUUUGAUAUGGACUGAGGGCUGCGUGGUCGUGAGAUGUUUCGACUAAUGAUUGGGAAUGAUGGGAUAAUGAGCCCAAGACAAAUGAAGGCAGUGGUGGCACAUGUGGUAGCGCCUGGCUCAGUCGGGCUGAGUCGG